AUGGAUCCUAGCCACAGAAAUCCAAAUUUAAUUUGUGAUUUCCACGGGACUCAUGGGCAGCGGACUGUUGAUUGUCGUCACCUUAGAGAUGAGAUUUCAAGGUUAUUGAAGAACGGACAUUUAAGGGAAUUUCUAAGUAAUAGAGCCAAGGAUGGUUAUGGAAAGAGCAAAAGUUCGAGCAGGCAUUUUGAUCAGGUCGAGCCUAGUCAAGUGAUCAACAUGAUAAUGGGGAGAACCGAGAUUGCGGGAACGCCUUUCAUCACAAAAAGGAUGAAGUUUUCAAUAACUCGAGAGAAGAGAUCGCGGAGCUUUGUCCCAGAAGAAGCAAUCAUGUUCACCGAUGAAGAUGCGGAUGGCGUUACUCUUCCCCACAAUGAUGCUUUGGUGAUCUCUGUUAUGAUUGUCGAUUGUCAAGUCAAACGAAUAUUGAUUGAUCCGGGUUGUUCAGCAAACAUAUUCCGGUGGAAAGGGGUGGAUUAA
Lycium ferocissimum is the source of this 480-nucleotide messenger RNA. RefSeq lists its product as uncharacterized. Lineage: Eukaryota; Viridiplantae; Streptophyta; Magnoliopsida; Solanales; Solanaceae. The record is from RefSeq and is a predicted model, not a curated record. Bases 1 to 480 code for a protein of 159 amino acids. The transcript has a single exon.